UGCCAGAAAGAGUCGGACAAAAUACGCUGUCCGCCAGCAUGUCAACGAGACAGAAGACCGUUAAGAAGCCCAAGGCGGCGAAAGAGGUGGAAAAACAAUCAAGACAGCUCCCAACAUCCACCAUCCUCAAAAAUGUCGGACGAGCCGCUGCCUUGCUACUUAUCGCUGGCAUGGCCUCUCCGGUUUCCCAGUUGAACCUGUCGCCGGUAUACGGCUCCAUUCCCUCCUCCCUACACCACCAGAGGAGCAUGACCUUCACAGCCAUCGCGGCUCUGAUCGCCCGGAACUCCCUGAAGAAAUACCUCCCAGACUCCCUAUCUGAGUACAUUGCCGUAAUAGCCUACUGGACGCCCGUAAUCCAAUUCCUCCUCUUCCCCUACAGCAGCCAGCUCGGCAUCGAGUACGGUCCGCUCAUCGUCGAGUGCGCGACCUACUUUCCCCUGCUCUUCCUGUCCGUCUACGCCGCCUUCGACCUCCUCGACUGCAUCGACCUCAGCACCCUCAACCUCCCCAACACCGCCAAGCAAAUCCUCCUCCCAAUGGCGUCCUACUUCACCGUGUCCACAACCGCCAAAGUCGCCGGCGCAACGCUCCCCUCCUGGAUCGGAACACACCUCUACUUCACUCGCAUAGGCUUCCAAAUGCUGCUCGCCAGCGCCUCGGCGUUCCUCACACCCUCCCGCAUCAUCCUCGCCGCCUUCCCCGCCAUCUUGCACACCCUCUACGCAAACCCACACUUCCCCUCCGACACCGCAUUGAGCCGCGCAAACACCACCCUCGCGACAUCCCAUAACUUCACCCUCCUCGCCCGGCACGAGUCGAACACUGGAUACGUCUCCGUCCUCGAGUCCCACACCGACACCGCUUUCCGCCUACUCCGCUGCGACCACUCGCUCCUCGGCGGCGAGUGGCUCGUCACCCCCGACGCGUACGCAAAGGGCCAGCGCCAGCGCGAAACCAUCUUCUCCGUGUUUGUGCUGCUUGAAGCAGUACGCCUGGUUGAGACGCCGUCCUCCGCUGUCGCAGAUUCAGAGAAGUCUGCGUUGGUGAUUGGAUUGGGCAUUGGCACAGCGCCCAACGCCCUCAUCGCGCACGGCAUCAACACCACCAUCGUCGAGCUCGACCCGGUCGUCCACGCCUACGCGACCAAGUACUUCUCUCUAUCCCCCAAGCACACCGCCGUCAUCGACGACGCCGUAUCAUACGUCUCGCGCACAUCCCUCUCCCACCCCUCCACAUUCUCUUACAUCAUCCACGACGUCUUCACCGGCGGCGCCGAGCCCGUCGCCCUCUUCACCAAAGAGUUCUUGACAGGCCUGUACAACCUUCUCACGGACAAUGGAGUGGUGGCGAUAAACUACGCCGGCGACCUCGCCCUCGGCUCCACCCAACUUGUCCUCAACACCAUCCACGCCGUCUUCCCCGCCUGCCGUCUUUUCCGGGACCAGCCACCCUCCCCGUCUCACCAACCCGGCGACCCAGAUUUCAUCAACAUGGUCGUCUUCUGCGUGAAGUCAGACCCUAGCCACCUCGGCAAAGCCGCAAUAACAUUCCGCACCGCAGGCGAAAAGGACCUGCUUGGCAGUCUGGCGCGCAGGAACUAUUUGCAGCCAAGGGACGAGCUGGAGAUACAGUAUACGUAUGUGCCCGAGGGCCAAGGGGGACGGACCAUGGGGCGCGCGGAUGUGGGCGAGCUCGAGAAAUACCACGAGGAGGGCGCAGUUAGCCAUUGGCGGAUUAUGCGGACCGUGUUGCCCGACGGGGUGUGGGAGAUGUGGUAGGUGAGCGGAGAGGUUUUGGGAAGGAUGGAAUCACGAAGGCGCGCAAUCGAGAGACAACCGCGCGUGAAAGCUUGCUCUCAUGGCAAACACACACCGUGUUUCUAGAUAGAACUCACUUACAGUCUUGCA
Molecule: messenger RNA, 1910 nt
Organism: Paraphaeosphaeria sporulosa
Lineage: Eukaryota; Fungi; Ascomycota; Dothideomycetes; Pleosporales; Didymosphaeriaceae
Exons: 1
Coding region: 39-1781 (580 amino acids)
Biological process (GO): polyamine biosynthetic process
Source: RefSeq, a predicted model, not a curated record